CAUUCUAGAGGCCGAGGAUGAACCCGCGGCAGAGACACGGAUCCCGCAUUCUUUGUCGACGGCCCAGAGUCAAAACUUGUUGGCCCUACAGCUGAACCACCGCCCUCCAAGGUCCCCCCCAGUUAUAGUGCCACUCGCCUUCAGCGCUGCCGCGAAAUCAUUCGCAGAAGCCCCCGUAGUGUCUGCGAGCGACUUCAAGCUCGUGCUAGAUCCUUAGGUACGGCCAGCCGCCAACCACAGGGGAACCCGGAAUCCUUCAAGCCCUGCAGGCCAAGUUCCCGCGCACCUCGACCCCGGAGUGGGUUCGCGGGGAAAAGAGGAGACUCGCAGCUCCUAUGUAUACCUACACUUCUAUGAGACAGCGAUGCAUGGCCAAGGACCCGGGCAAUAAAAGUGAUCAUGUGGCGCGGGUUGAUAUUACUCUCUACCCACAACACCAUCAUCCGGUUGCCGGAGCCAGAGGCCCAGCCCGUCCUUCCACCCCGUUUAGCCUCCUAACUAGGCUCUCGGACGUGACCAAAAAAAACCCCCCCCAGAAGCUACGGCGAGAUAGGGCCAGCUCGAAAUACACAGGAGUAGACGAAUGGCUGACGUCGCUAGCGCGUCUAUGCAAUAGCUCAAAACUCCACUUGUUAACUCGCUCUGGCUUGCCAGAACGGGAAAGCCGAAGGUUCAGAGGCCUUCGCUCGCUGGGGCUUGGGUGCUCGAAGGCCUCAGAUGGCGAUUUCGCCGACGGUGCUCUUUGUUUGCAAGGCGUCCACGUGUGUAUUCCUAGGCUCGUAAUGCCCCAAAGGGGUCAGGCUCGAAACCCUUCCUUGGUAUCUACUUGUCUACUGCCUCGGCUGUUGUCAUCGCGAACCGAAAUUCGAUUCAAUGGAAUAACCGUACCUAGGUCUUGGAUCACGUACCGGCUUUUCAAAUCCUCACCAUCGUCUAAACCCCUCCUCCGUCCCCUCCGCUCUCACCCCCAAGUCGCCCGAGUUCAGACCAAAAGUACCUCCUUGCGCCGCAUGUACCGCACACACAGGGCGAGUCGAGGAGCGGCAAGCUUCUCGUUCUAGACUGGGCAACGCUUGGCCCUCUCCCUUCCCCCCCGCUGUUAGUUGGCCGCGCUUCGCUUUGGCUCGGUAUGAGUCAAGGCACUAUGUCUGUAGCUCAACCUUUUUGAGAGCGGAGGUUAGAGGGGGAGGGGGGCCAUGUUUGCGGUAUGAGAGUUCCGCUUGGCAAAAAAAUGGAAGUAUCGGGUCACGAUAGUCGUAAGCAGAGCGGCGUCCAGGCGUCGCUAUAAGUAUCGUGGUACCCCGGAAGGGCCCUCUCUCCGUCAACCAGAUCCUAU
Messenger RNA from Durotheca rogersii, 1336 nucleotides. RefSeq lists its product as uncharacterized. The transcript has a single exon. The coding region runs from base 336 to 1061 and encodes 241 amino acids. The record is from RefSeq and is a predicted model, not a curated record. NCBI's taxonomy places the organism in Eukaryota, Fungi, Ascomycota, Sordariomycetes, Xylariales, Xylariaceae.